Molecule: messenger RNA, 1171 nt
Organism: Daucus carota subsp. sativus
Lineage: Eukaryota; Viridiplantae; Streptophyta; Magnoliopsida; Apiales; Apiaceae
Product: heme oxygenase 1, chloroplastic
Exons: 4
Coding region: 166-1014 (282 amino acids)
Biological process (GO): phytochromobilin biosynthetic process; heme oxidation
Molecular function (GO): heme oxygenase (decyclizing) activity
Source: RefSeq, a predicted model, not a curated record
GGGCUUGGCCCAACAAUACUAUUAUACAGCAUCAGAAAAAUAUGCACGGCACUGUGUUGUCUUGAAGAAUAAGUGAACAUCCAUUAGACGCCACACUUGUUUGUUUACUCCAUUGAAACUUAAUCUGUAGCUUUCUUCUCAAUUUAAUACACUUUCGUGCUUCAAAUGGCUUCAAUUACUUCAAUCUCUCCAUCCCAGCUCAAAUUCAACAAACCCCAAGUCAUUGCUCCCAAGAAUCUCCAGACCACUUUCUUUUCUCUCCCAAUUAAGAACCCUAGUCACAGUUCUUGGGGUUUUACCGGAAAGGCUCUGACUUUAAAGAAGAUGGUGAUUACUUCAGCAACAACUGCGGCUGAGAAGUCCAAGAAAAGGUACCCUGGUGAGGCUAAAGGGUUUGUUGAGGAGAUGAGAUUUGUGGCCAUGAAAUUGCAUACUAAAGAUCAGGCUAAGGAGGGGGAGAAGGAGCCUCAGGAGAAGCCUGUGGCUAAGUGGGAGCCUGCUGUGGAAGGGUAUUUAAAGUUCUUGGUGGAUAGUAAGCUGGUUUAUGAUACUCUUGAGGGUAUUGUUGAUAAGGCUGAUUUCCCUGAAUAUGCUGAAUUCAGAAACACAGGAUUGGAAAGGUCGGCAAGCCUGGCAAAAGAUUUGAAAUGGUUUGAGGAGCAAGGUCACACCAUUCCUGAACCAUCUACACCAGGGCUCCAAUAUGCACAAAAACUUGAAGAAUUAUCUAAGACAGACCCUCAAGCAUUUAUUUGCCACUUUUACAACAUCUACUUUGCCCACUCAGCUGGUGGUCGAAUGAUUGGAAGAAAGGUAGCUGAGAAAAUACUAAAUGGCAAAGAGUUGGAAUUCUACAAAUGGGAGAGUGAAUUGUCCCAAUUGUUGCAGAAUGUUAGGGAGAAGUUGAACAGAGUUGCUGAAAGCUGGACGAGGGAGGAGAAGAAUCAUUGUUUGGAAGAAACUGAAAAAUCAUUCAAGUACUCUGGGGAUAUUCUCCGUCUGAUCCUGUCGUAAUGGCCAAAAGUGCGCCAGUGGCACCUAUAAUUGUUCAAGUAUAAGCUGGACACUAUAAAUUGUUAUUGCUUCGUCAAGGUCUGAUACUGUUUCUUUUUAGUACAAUGCUUUGUGCAUAACUUGUACAUUCAUCUUUAUAAAAUGUAAUUAAUUUGAA